AUGUCUGCCGACUUGUUUGCAGCGUUCGGCCAGAGCUCUGGAGCUCCGCAAACCUCCGCACCUCCACCGACACAUAGACCACAAACAAAUUCGUUGAUAACCGAUCUAGACGAAACUGAUGAAUUCUUUGCUGGAGUCUCCGAGAAUAAACAAAUCAGAUCUACCUUCAACCCAACCACUCAGAAUGCCUAUCCAGCUCCAAUUGGCUUACAAGCACUCAGUCUACCGAGGGAACAAGAUAGCGAUGUGCUAUUUGAUGCCGCGAUAGAUACUCCUGCCAGUGAUACGGAUGAUGACUGGGGGGAUUUUGAAGGUCCUGAAGCUACAAUUCUGGACAGUCAAUCCCAACCUUCAACGACUGCGACUCAGGCAGCACGGGCUUAUACAUCCAAGUCUCAACCUGCGCAAAAGAAAGCGUCAUCUGGGACAGUAGACCUUUUAGGUUCAUUGUCAAUACAAGAAGAUGCGCCAGUUUCAAAAAAGCUACAAAAUCCAAAGAUCAAGAUCCAGCCACAGUCCAAAAAUCCCCCAUCAAGCCCGACAUGGGAAGAAAAUGAAGCGCUCGAAGAUUGGGGGGAAUUCACAGAUGGAUCAUCCAAAAAGCCAGUAUCUGCCAAGAUCCUUCAAAAACCGAAACAAGUCCCUAUAAAAGCGUCUUUGCAGCAACCAGCCUGGGAUGACGAUGCCUUUGAUGAAUGGGGAGACUUUACAGACGGGCCUAGCACAGCAGCACCAAAGCCAACAUCAACAUCAAAGUCGCCAUCAAUAUCAAUCCCUUCUCCACGUAGCUUCAUUUCCGGGCCUACAACGCCAGCAGCAAAUAUACGCCCAACCAAUAUUCCACCACCAUCCAUUCUCCUCGAACUUCUCAUAAACACAUUCAAAGUUCUUCAAACGGAAGCGACAAAAAGCAAAGCCAGUGCCACACCGGCAUCGCUCAAAGCAGGAACUGCCAAAAAAAUCCACAAUACUCUCGAAACAACAGCCCGCAUAAUCGCCGGCCGCACUCUCCGCUGGAAACGCGACACAAUCCUCAGCCAAAGUAUGCGUAUUGGGCCCGCGACUGGCAAGUCAGGCGGGAUGAAACUCAGUGCGGUGAACAAGCAUGAGAACCUGAAAGAAGAACAAGAUGCCCUCGAUGUCUUGGCCCAGUGGCGCGAUCGUGCUGCUCUUUUUAACGCUGUUACUCAGGCCGCGGGACAGCGACCUAUUCCAGCUGUUCCUGACCCGAGUUCCCUGAAGGUUGUACUGGCGAAGGCUGAACUUGGGGCUCUCAAAGCUCCUCAUGCUUGUGCACUUUGCGCCUUGAAGAGGGAUGAGCGUGUGCUCAGGGUUGAUGAGGGAGAUGUACAGGAUAGUUUUGGGGAGUGGUGGACUGAGCAUUGGGGACAUACUGCUUGUCGGUUGUUCUGGGAAGAGAACCAUUCAAUGCUUGGACAGCGAUAA
Molecule: messenger RNA, 1446 nt
Organism: Penicillium taxi
Lineage: Eukaryota; Fungi; Ascomycota; Eurotiomycetes; Eurotiales; Aspergillaceae
Exons: 1
Coding region: 1-1446 (481 amino acids)
Source: RefSeq, a predicted model, not a curated record